Molecule: messenger RNA, 300 nt
Organism: Sungouiella intermedia
Lineage: Eukaryota; Fungi; Ascomycota; Pichiomycetes; Serinales; Metschnikowiaceae
Source: the annotation of a GenBank genome assembly
AUGUCAAACGCUUUAGAUCAGAUUAUGAUGGAGGACAUCGCCAAGAACUGUCCACAGCAGUUUCUUGCUUUCCAUCAAUGUAUGUCCAAGCCUCCCUCGGAGGCAGAUUGCGUACUUGAGCAAAAGAAUCUCAGUAUGUGCAUUAAGACAAGCGUUCCCGUGUUCCAGAAAAUCAAUGGCGAAUGUGCUGAUAAACUUAAAGGAUACGAAGCAUGCUUGAGAGCAAACGAUAGUGACCGUUCCAAGUGUGAGCAGGAUCUAAAGGUUCUACGUCAAUGUGCUGUUGGAGCAGUGGUCUGA